AUGGCGACGCCUAGCAUUGAGAUGACCAAUUCGCUCUCCCAUCCCGAUGGCCCUGAGUAUCAAUUGUCUGUCGGCGAGGCCGUGGAAGGCGUCUACACGCUGCAGGAUAGCCUGCACCUUGCUACUCCCCCACCUCAUCCUCAAGAAGCGCCAGCCACAAGCUCAAAUCCACUGGCCACAACACCAGGCCCACCGCGCGCUGGUGUCAAGAUCUCAGUGUGUGUAAUCAACCCCAGACGAACGCCGCCGCCUUUCUACAGGGCCGGCACGGCGGGAAGUACGGUGUCAACGCUGGGGACCUACAGCCUGAAAGAACAUGAGAAAGAGUCAAGAAGCUCAAAUGAAAGUAACAGUGAUGGAAAGCCCCCACACAAGGCGACUAACAAUCGUGCCUCCGUAUACGUAGAGGAAGGGAACCAGCUCCUCACACCUGCCCUUGGCAAGGAGGGUCUAAAACGUAAGAAGCCAAAAACAAAUCUCGUGAAGAGCAACUCGCAAUUCAUAUCCAGAGUCAUACCCCACGACCAAUUACAAAAGCGACUACAGGAACACAGUCCGGAAGGCCUCUUUCUGUUCGCAAAUAUCGAUCGCGCUUACCAAUGGCUCGAUUUAUCUUCACCCACUCCAGCCCGCGCACAACCAUUAAUGAAAAUCCUCUUCGCGAAAGCCAACAUUCUUUGCCAUGACAUUAACCAUUUCACUAAGACUACCAACCAUAUAGAUGUAGUCAUGGGAGCCAACACUGGCGAUAUUGUCUGGUUUGAGGCAUACUCCCAGAAAUACGUCCGGAUCAACAAAGGCAACAUAAUUAGCAGCUCACCGAUAACUGAAAUUCGAUGGUUACCAGGCUCCGAAAAUCUUUUUCUUGCUUCUCACAUGGACGGUACACUCAUCGUUUACGAUAAAGAACGCGAAGACGCAGCAUUCACGCCAGAAACACCGAACGGUCUCUCCACUCCUGAAAAUGGCGUGCUUCAUACUUCCGCCAAUGGCGAUUUGAAUUCCAAUCCACCCCUUCACAUCAACAAAUCCAUAACAUCCAAAAAUCAAAAGUCAAACCCAGUAGCCUCAUGGCGGCUAUUUCACUACCGCAUUACAGCCUUCGCUUUCUCUCCCAACCCUUCCAGCUGCCCUUAUCUCGCUGUCGUCUCGGAAGAUGGCUCAUUACGAAUAAUCAAUUACCUCAAAGAAACACUAACGGAUCUUUACCCUUCUUAUUAUGGCGCCUUUACCUGCGUCUGCUGGUCACCAGACGGCAAGUACGUCCUCACGGGUGGGCAAGACGAUCUUGUAACGCUCUGGUCCCUGCACGAGCGCCGGAUUGUCGCCAGAUGUCAAGGCCACCGUAGCUGGGUUACAGCUGUAGCUUUCGAUCCCUGGCGAAGUUGCGACGGGCGAAAUUACCGGUUCGGCAGCGUGGGGGAGGAUAGGCGGCUUUUAUUGUGGGAUUUCAAUGUAGGCAUGCUGAGGAGGCCAAAGGGGGGCAAGAGUGGUGCGCAACGGAAUGCGGCCAAUCGCGGGAGUGUAUCGAGUUACCCUGCUCCUGGACGGGCUAGUCAGGCGACGAGUCGGCUUCGUAGUGAUUCUUCGCUGCUAGUCGACGGGGAGGGCCUAGAUGGGGAGGGAGGCUGUAUUGAGCAUGAAGUUGAGAGUCGGACUGUUACUGCUGAGCUGCCACCUGUGAUGUCGAAAGUCGUAGACGAAGAUCGCAUGAGCUGGCUGGGCUUUGAAGAGGAGUUCAUUAUCACAGCUUGUGCAGAUGGCCAUAUAAGAGCAUGGACGCGGCCAUCUGAUGUUGUAAACUCAAGUCAGGUCGCGCUGUCAUGA
Messenger RNA from Bacidia gigantensis, 1827 nucleotides. RefSeq lists its product as uncharacterized. Gene Ontology annotation, molecular function: protein binding. The record is from RefSeq and is a predicted model, not a curated record. Gene Ontology annotation, cellular component: nucleus; cell tip; cell division site. Gene Ontology annotation, biological process: carbon catabolite repression of transcription. The coding region runs from base 1 to 1827 and encodes 608 amino acids. The transcript has 3 exons. Lineage: Eukaryota; Fungi; Ascomycota; Lecanoromycetes; Lecanorales; Ramalinaceae.